Molecule: messenger RNA, 2719 nt
Organism: Mollisia scopiformis
Lineage: Eukaryota; Fungi; Ascomycota; Leotiomycetes; Helotiales; Mollisiaceae
Exons: 8
Coding region: 1-2598 (865 amino acids)
Molecular function (GO): protein binding; ADP binding
Source: RefSeq, a predicted model, not a curated record
AUGUUGGGAGUAGAGGUGGCAGAAACGAGCGAUCCAAUUCUCUUGAUCUUGAGCGAGACAAUCGUGAAGGUGUUCACAAAUUUACUGGAUCUGUGGAUAAAUACUUGCAGUACCAUCAGGAAAAACCCGAACUGGGAACCGUGGAAACAGCAAAUGACACAACAGAUCCCGAAUACUCAGCACCCUUUCGGAAUUUCCGUAAACACUACGGUAGUAGAAGACGGAGUCAGCUUUCCUCUAAAGGUUCUGCCAUAUCCGGCAUACAAUGGCUUCUUUGGACGAAAGGAGCUUUUGGCAAGGAUGAACAAAGAGCUUGAUCCAGGGCAAGCUUCCACUGGCAAUGGGAAUGAUGUGAACUCCAUAUUACUGCAUGGUACAGGUGGUGUUGGAAAGACACAGAGUGCUCUUGCUUACGCCCAUCUAAACCCGGCUAGGUUUGACGCAAUAUUCUGGGUAAGGAGUGAUCUUGAUGCCGAUAUCCAGGCGAGCUUCUCCAACAUCGCUCUAGCUCUAAACCUUCAUGGCGCAAAGAGAGACGGCGAUGCACAACAAGACGAAAAUUUCCUCUAUUUCACUCGAUGGCUUGGACAGCAGGCGGCGACGAAAAAUGGAAAGCGCUGGCUUAUGAUAUUCGACAAUUGUGAUAAGAUUGGAGAUAUAUGGCCUAAGUACAUCCCAAAGACAAAAGGUUCGGUCUUGAUAACCAGUCGUUCUCAAUCGGUGAAGCUUCCAGACAGUGUCAUUCUGCCGGUACAGCCAUUUGGCGAAGAUGAGGGUCUGAAAUUGAUGAAAAAACUGCUCUAUUCGCGGGAAGAAAAACAACUAUCACCAAGCGAAGAAAGUUCUCUUCUCAACUUACUGCGAAAAUUCGAUGGAUUGCCUCUGGGCAUCAAAGUCAUAGUAGCGUUGAUGCUCCCAAGGAUCGACAGAAAAUCGAAGCAUCCAAUCACAUCAUUUGCAAAGUUCUACGACCAGAACGCCCGGAAGAUGCUUACCAGAGUGGAGAGAGCCACAGACUAUGAUCACGACGAGCAUCGAGAAGUUGGUCAGGUGCAUGUUCUCGACAACGUCUGGCAGCUGAGUUUCACUAGUCUUGACCCCGAUGCCCUCUCUGUGUUAGGCAUGAUAUCUUUCAUGGCUCCUCAAGACAUUUCCAUUUCAUGGUUGAACUUGGUGGACAAAGAUGUUCCACCGUCUCAAACAGUAUUAUCGGUCUGCACUAAACCUUUUGAGCUUGAUUGGGCAAUCGUUAAUCUAGCAAAGGCUGCACUCAUCAACAAACAGAAUGUGGAAGGUGAGCCCGAAGAUGAUGAUAUAGACACAGAUGCUAUAGCAGAAAUUCGCAUCGCAUCUGGGAGUGCCAGUCCCACUUCGAGUGCUUUCGAAUCUACUUCUAGCCUCGAUGCAGAUGAUGAGUUCGGGAAAGCAAAGAUUUCCAUUCAUCGUUUGGUGCAGGAAGCUUUGAUCUACAGCAGAUCAACGCAGGAACGUCAAACUAUUUUUGACGCUGCGAUACGUGUUGUUUCCAUGGCUUUUCCGAAACAGAUCAAUGGAGAGACAUUGGAAGGAGAGACAGAGACUUGUUCACGAUUGAUCCCACAUGUCAUGUCUCUAGCUUCGAGGUAUAUUGAGUUCGAAAGUCAUGCAACAUCACCCCUCGAACCGACUAAUGAGUUAGGGAGCUUGUUGAAAUCCUGCAUAUGGUUCACAUAUGAGAAGGGAGAACGGAAGACAGCGUUGUAUUUGUUACAGCUCGCAUACAAAAUCUGCCAAGAUAAAGAGUCUGAAGUGUACGCAGACUUGCAAUUCAAGGCCGGAGGAAUAUAUCUUGAUCAAAAUGACCUCGCGCAUUGCAGGCAAGCGUGGGACGAAGCUCGGGGUAUCUAUUCGAGAUUGCAACGUCGAGGAAAUAUAUCUGCUAAACACUCGUUGACAUGGGUUCUUCAUGCACUCGGAAACCUUGAAUCUGCAGAUGGCCAUUUGGAUGAAGCAUUGUCGCUUUACGCAGAAGCCGAUGAAGACAGACGCCAAGAACAACUAGCUCAACCGUGGAGAGAAGGCCUUGCAGCCAUGACAUUAGGGCGAGCGUACUUUCUAAAAGGGGAAUUUGAGACUGCACUUGAGAAGUUUUCCGAAGCAGAGAGCAUCUUCAACAAGGAUUAUCAAGGUUCUACUUGGAUGGCAUACCUCACAUACGCACAUGGCAAUGUCGAGCUGGCACGGGAUAACCUUACUGAAGCGAAGACAAAGUAUAUUCAGUCUCAAGACUGUUGGACGCGUUCUGCGCCGUCUCAUCUUGGACUUUCGGCAUGUUACUACAAAUUGGGCUGCAUUGAAUUUAGGCAGCAGGAGUACCUACACGCUCUGAAAUACUUUCGCAAAGCUCUCAGGAUCGCAAAGUUUCAGGCUCAGGGUGACCAGGCAAGAAUUCUCAGAAAGCAGGCUGAAGUUCAGGAUGCUGGAGGAUUUGUCGAUCAAGCCGCAGUAUCCCGCAAGGAAGCCGAAGACACGCGAUCCAAAAUCACGGGACAAGCGGGAAAGUCGUUAGAGGACACUGAUGCAGCCUGGGACUCGCUGGUCUGUAUCUUUUGGCGGUAAAUGCCAGCCCACGAUCUUUUCAAACUGUUGGGUUUCUCACUAGCUCAGGCGUAUUUAGUUGGAAGAAACACGGCUACAGAAAUGGGGCAUUAUUUGUUUGCUCACAGCGCUGAUGCCCUAU